Molecule: messenger RNA, 621 nt
Organism: Charadrius vociferus (killdeer)
Lineage: Eukaryota; Metazoa; Chordata; Aves; Charadriiformes; Charadriidae
Gene: FGF6
Product: fibroblast growth factor 6
Exons: 3
Coding region: 1-621 (206 amino acids)
Biological process (GO): cell differentiation; regulation of cell migration; positive regulation of protein phosphorylation
Cellular component (GO): cytoplasm
Molecular function (GO): growth factor activity; fibroblast growth factor receptor binding
Source: RefSeq, a predicted model, not a curated record
AUGGCCACCGCACAAAGACUUCUCAUCACUAUGUCCUGCGAAGCCAGCGUUCACCGGACGUUGCCUGCUUUCGUUCUCCUGGGUUUUCUAGCUGGGAUUGCUUCAGCACAUCCAGUUGUAAGCAGAACUAAUGGCACAUUGCUGGAAAGAGGAUGGCAAUCUCUGUUGUCCAGGUCCAUUGCUGGGAUGUCAGGGGAGAAGUCAGAUGUGAACUGGGAGAGUGACUAUUUGCUAGGAAUCAAGAGGCAGCGGAGGCUUUACUGCAACGUGGGCAUCGGGUUUCACCUUCAAAUCCUCCCAGACGGAAGGAUAAGCGGAGUUCACAAUGAAAACCAAUACAGUCUCUUUGAAAUAUCCACUGUAGAGAGAGGUGUUGUUAGCCUGUUUGGUGUGAAAAGUGCUCUAUUCAUUGCAAUGAACAACAAGGGGAAGCUAUAUGGAACGGCUGUUUUCCAAGAUGAGUGCAAAUUCAAAGAAACCUUGCUGCCCAAUAACUACAAUGCAUAUGAAUCAAAUGCUUACUGUGGUGCUUACAUAGCACUCAGCAAACAUGGAAGAGUGAAGAGAGGAAACAAGGUUUCUCCUGCUAUGACAGUGACCCACUUUUUACCCAGGAUAUGA